This is a messenger RNA of Humulus lupulus (European hop), 1726 nucleotides long. Its product is annotated as AP-1 complex subunit mu-2. Gene Ontology annotation, biological process: vesicle-mediated transport; intracellular protein transport. The coding region runs from base 212 to 1498 and encodes 428 amino acids. The transcript is spliced from 11 exons. The record is from RefSeq and is a predicted model, not a curated record. Gene Ontology annotation, cellular component: clathrin adaptor complex; cytoplasmic vesicle. Lineage: Eukaryota; Viridiplantae; Streptophyta; Magnoliopsida; Rosales; Cannabaceae.
CCAGAAAAGCUCGAACAAAGAAGAUCUCAUAUAGACCGAAACCAAACCUUUCUUUUUUCCUUAAAACCCAUUUUCAAAGUUUGGAUUUUUCACAUUAUCAUCUUUAAACAGAUCCAUUUUUUUUUUCCUAUUACAAAAAUCCUGAUCCAGGAGGAUCGAAAUUCACUAAAAUCACCGAUCAUCAUCACCGGAAGCUCUCGGCCUCAUCGGCAUGGCCGGCGCCGCCUCGGCGCUCUUCCUAUUAGACAUAAAAGGCCGGGUUUUGAUCUGGCGUGACUAUCGAGGCGAUGUUACUUCUGUUGAGGCUGAGCGAUUCUUCACUAAGCUCAUCGAUAAGGAGGGAGACCCACAGUCUCAGGAUCCGGUAGUCUACGAUAAUGGCAUUACAUACAUGUUUAUUCAACACAACAAUGUUUAUUUAAUGGCUGCUUCACGGCAGAACUGCAAUGCUGCUAGCAUUCUGCUCUUUCUUCACCGCGUCGUUGAUGUGUUUAAGCACUAUUUCGAAGAGUUAGAAGAGGAGUCCUUGAGAGACAACUUUGUGGUAGUGUAUGAGUUGCUUGAUGAGAUAAUGGACUUUGGUUUCCCUCAAUUCACGGAAGCUAAAAUCCUUAGCGAGUUUAUCAAGACUGAUGCUUAUAGGAUGGAGGUUACUCAGCGACCUCCUAUGGCUGUCACUAAUGCAGUUUCAUGGCGAAGUGAAGGCAUUCGAUACAAGAAGAAUGAAGUAUUCUUGGAUGUGGUCGAAAGUGUGAACAUACUUGUGAACAGCAAUGGCCAAAUAAUACGCUCAGAUGUAGUUGGGGCGUUAAAGAUGAGGACAUAUUUGAGUGGUAUGCCAGAGUGUAAGCUAGGCCUUAAUGAUAGAGUGUUACUGGAGGCUCAAGGUCGAACAACAAAAGGGAAAGCUAUUGAUUUGGAUGAUAUUAAGUUCCAUCAGUGUGUACGUUUGGCUCGAUUUGAAAAUGACCGAACCAUAUCCUUCAUACCUCCAGAUGGAGCUUUUGAUCUCAUGACUUAUAGACUCAGCACUCAGGUAAAACCUCUUAUUUGGGUGGAAGCACAAGUUGAAAGGCAUUCUAGAAGUCGUAUUGAAAUUAUGGUAAAAGCAAGGAGCCAAUUUAAGGAGCGCAGCACUGCAACAAAUGUGGAAAUUGAAUUACCUAUCACUUCUGAUGCUACAAAUCCUAUUGUCCGAACAUCAAUGGGGAGUGCUGCUUAUGCUCCUGAGAGUGAUGCAUUAGUCUGGAAAAUAAAAUCUUUUCCUGGUAAUAAGGAAUAUAUGUUGAGGGCUGAGUUCACUCUUCCUAGUAUAACUGCUGAAGAUGCAGCACCUGAAAGAAAAGCUCCCAUCCGUGUGAAGUUUGAAAUACCUUAUUUUACUGUCUCAGGAAUUCAGGUUCGCUAUCUAAAGAUCAUCGAAAAAAGUGGAUACCAGGCUCUUCCAUGGGUGAGAUACAUAACAAUGGCUGGCGAGUAUGAAUUAAGACUCAUUUAAAGGCUACUCGAAUGUGUAGAUUUUGUUUUUACUUUGAGAAGUUUCCUUCAAUAAUUUUGGUAAUAGUGAUAAUUCUCCUCUUGUGAUCUCGCAAAAUUUUUGUUCAAAUUGUAUGAUCUGUUUGUCAUGAUGCAAAUGUUGUACCAAGAAUGUUUUUUUUUUUAAUAUGCUUCUUUUUCCAAAAAUUUUGUUAGUAUUGAUAUAAUUCAGAAGCAAGAAUUCAUUCAA